AUGUCCGGAAUCUGGGGCUGGUUCGGCGGCGCCAGCGCUGCCCAAAAGCGAAAGGACAGCCCCAAGAAUGCGAUCCUCGGUCUCCGAUCACAGCUGGAGAUGUUGCAAAAGAGGGAGGCGCAUCUCCAGAAACAGAUAGACGAGCAAGAUGGCCUUGCCCGGAAAUAUGUCAGCACGAAUAAGAACGCCGCGAAGAUGGCUUUAAAGAGGAAGAAGCAACACGAACACUCGCUCGAGCAGACUCAGGCGCAAAUCGGCACUCUCGAACAACAAAUAAACGCGAUAGAAUCGGCGAACAUCAACCGCGAGACUCUCGCGGCUAUGGAGAAGGCGGGAGAGGCCAUGAAGCAGAUCCACGGAAAGCUGACGCCGGAGAAGGUGGACGAGACGAUGGAGAAACUCCGAGACCAGAAUGCCCUCAGCGAAGAAAUCGUCGCCGCCAUCACGAGCAACGCUCUCGGGGAAACCGUGGACGAGGACGAGUUGGAAAAGGAGUUGGAGUCUCUCCAGCAAGAACAGUUGGACGAACAGAUGCUUUUGACCGGCCCGGUGCCUGUGGCCGAUGCCGUUCACAAGAUGCCCGCCGUGGCAAAUGGAAAGAUUCCCGACAAGGCGAUCGAAGAAGACGACGAAGAGGCGGAACUCAGGAAACUCCAGGCGGAAAUGGCCAUGUAA
Scedosporium apiospermum is the source of this 675-nucleotide messenger RNA. RefSeq lists its product as uncharacterized. Gene Ontology annotation, biological process: late endosome to vacuole transport via multivesicular body sorting pathway; vesicle budding from membrane. The transcript has 4 exons. Gene Ontology annotation, cellular component: multivesicular body; cytoplasmic side of plasma membrane; ESCRT III complex. Bases 1 to 675 code for a protein of 224 amino acids. The record is from RefSeq and is a predicted model, not a curated record. NCBI's taxonomy places the organism in Eukaryota, Fungi, Ascomycota, Sordariomycetes, Microascales, Microascaceae.